Messenger RNA from Melanotaenia boesemani (Boeseman's rainbowfish), 3203 nucleotides. It is a transcript of the gene c18h8orf34, whose product is annotated as chromosome 18 C8orf34 homolog. The transcript has 15 exons. Lineage: Eukaryota; Metazoa; Chordata; Actinopteri; Atheriniformes; Melanotaeniidae. Bases 552 to 2435 code for a protein of 627 amino acids. The record is from RefSeq and is a predicted model, not a curated record.
AUGUAAGCUUUGUACUUCUCAGCCUAAAGAGGUUCUUUAUUUAACCCAUAGAAAACGUGGGGGUCAGUAGCUAUAUCUUGUCAAAGAACCUGGUGGACAUGUGGACGGUGGAAGACAGGGGUUGAACUUGAACACUGCUGCUGAGCUGAGCCCGGCGGAUAAAUGGGAGUGGCGGUGGCACUGUUAACACCAGCAGCCAGUGAGCAGAAGAUUUGUAAUCUGUCACAGAGCUGCUGUGCCAUUGGCUUCCUCGGAGGAGAUACAGCCAGAGAGUCAGCGAGGCGACAAGCUGGGGAAGGUCCCAGGCUGACUCUCCGCGAUGAGCCGGUCUCAGUGCCGCCUUCCCCGCGCUUGAAGCAAACCCGGUCUGAACUUAGCGCGGCUCAAUUGCAGCCCGCUUCGGUGACAUUUUUUAAAUUUUAUUUAUUUGUUUAUUUUUUUUAAAAACACAAAUUAGUCGCCGAGACGCCUCUCGAAGGACGAAUGACUCCACCGGCUCACCUCGUGAUUUCAUUCUGCUAAAAGCUCCAGUGAGGCACAGCAGUUUCUUCAUGGCGUCUCCUCAACAGUCAAGAAUUCAGUCGUAUCUGGAAAAAAAUAAAAUCGGACCCCUGUUUGAGGAGUUGAUGACCAAAUUGAUAACUGAGACUCCAGACCAUCCAAUCCCUUUUCUCAUUGAUCACCUGCAGACCAAGCAAGACAGCCCUGGCAAGCUACACAGAGCUUUAUCAGGCUCAGCAGCGCUGUGGGCACAGAGCUCCCCAGAAAACAAAAACACCCGAAGGGAGUACAGCAACUUUGAGAAGCCAUGGCAAAUUCAUCCAAAGAAACCUAAGAAAUCAAAAAGUGACCUGGCCGUUUCAAGUAUCUCCCCACCAUCACCAGAGUCCAAGUCCUUGCCGCGAUCAGUUGAGUACCCAUCCUGGGAUUGGAGAGAGAGUCGGGACUUUGAUGAGCUCAACCACAUUCUGCAGGAGAGCAAGAAGCUUGGAAAGGCCCUGGAGAGUCUGUCACGUAGCAUCGCCAUCUCUGAUGAGCUUGACCAGAACUUUGGGGGCUACAACUCUGUUCUGCGCCCUCGGGUGGUGGGGGAGUGGGUCGGUCGAGAAGAAAACGAUGCAGACCCAUUGGCUGCUGAGAUGUUGCACCCGCCUGUUCCCCGGACCAAAACUGAAGUGUGUUGGAGUGGAGACAACAGCCCAGCUCGGAGCCUGAAGAUGGAAACAAAGAGCAAAGGGUUAAAGGAGCAACAGCAGCAUCACAAGAAGCUCCUGGCAGCCAUGUUGUCCCAGGAUUCUUUUGAUUCAGUCAACAGCCCUGCCCCCUCUGUUGUGGAGGAAGAGAUGGAGGAUGAGGAUGAUGCCAUGGAGCUUCUGGAGGACCUGGAUGAUCUGCGGAUGGAGGGUGUGACAGGGCUGGCGCCAUCCGGCAGUAAGUUCAGCCAGGGACGCAGCUCCUAUCAGUCUGAACCACAGGCCAAAGUUACACUCAACAUCUGCUCAAGGUGUGCCAGGUUACAGGGGGACACACUAUCAGACAGCCGAUCGGAAGAGGAGCACAAGCCUCACAUAUCUGAACAAGCUGUACCUGACAUCUCCUCGCUGUUGCCUGGGGUGGACACAGUGGCGGCUCGACUGCAGGAAUGCGAGGUCUUAUCUCAAGUGUCAAGCUCUCGUCAGGCUGUCUGGGAUACUGAUCUGAAGGCUGUGAGAGGUGGGAGCUCUACUGGGCCAACGGGUCUGCUACUGGGCGACUCCCUCUUUUCUAAAGAGCUGGAGAACAUGGGCAAACAGCUCGCUGAGGUUGAGAAGGACCUGGCCAAACUGGCAGAAGUAGGAAAGAUGACCACUCGCAGCUCUAAUAAUCCACAUGGUAGUCUUCUUCACACUCCUCUGCGCCACAGGACACUACCUGACACACUUCCUCUCCCCAGCCUUGUCUCCAGACCCCAGUCACCUGCUGGCAGCCUCUCAGGCAAGCCUUGUAGCAUCGGCCUCCCUCUACUAAACCCCAAGCCCACCACCCUGGUCAUGGGUCGGACUCAAUCUCCCAGCAACCCUGGUAGCAGGACUCAAACCCCCAGAACACCCAGCAGGCCCCUGACCCCAAAUAGCUUGCUGACACGCUCCACUUUCAACCCUGGAUCUCAUAAAGAAGUGACAUUCAGGAGGUCGCGAAGCCGCCCUGUGACUCCCACGAGUCAGCCAACACAUCCUCGACCGCUGCUCACCCCUCCAGGAUUAAGCACUACAGACAGCCUUGGUGCCAGCCUUCGGGCAUAUCUGUCAGAGGAUGAGUUUUACCAGCAGUUAAUGGCCAUCCGACAGCCUUGGCAUAUUCCCAGUGACACAGACAGUGACAUCCUGGAGCCUCCUGAGCAGGAUAAGAGUGGUUCACGAGAUGCCAACAUGAGAUCUGUGUUUUCAGGCCUAUAGUGAUGAAGACCAGAGACACUGAUCCAAUCAAACUAUUAUGCAAACAACUGGACAUUUUGAAUAUGUGUACAGAGACGAUUAUUUUUAUAAAUCAUAUGAAUGAAAAUACGAUUGUACACUUUUUCACAGAUAUUUCAUAAACAUUGUACUGUAACUGUAUGAUAAAAUGAGAAAAUAUUACUUGAGAGUAUAGAAUAUGCCAUUUAUUUUUGUUUGCUCCAUAGCAUGCUAUUACACUUCGAUAUGGAGUCCAAAAAACAGAUGCAUUUUGUUGUUCAUAGACUCUUUUUCUAGGCCUAGUGCAGAUUCACAUUAUGAAGAUAGCACACUUAUAUUAAGAACGUAUUAUUGAGAUGCACUGUUUAAAGAAUUUGUGUUUUUCAGAUAGCAAAUAAGCAAGCUGUCGAUGGAAAAUAUGGAAUGCUGUUAUUUUAAUUAAAAUGAUUUUGGUGCAUUUUUCUGUUUUUGACUCUAGUGUACUGUGUUACCCCAUAUGUUGUCAAUGCCAAAUAUUUUUUUCUGAAUUUCCACAAGCAAAAACACUUAAAGUUCCACUCUAGCAGUUAUUGAUUCCCUGAAAACUCAUCUUAAAAUGACUUGGUUAUGAUUCAAAACCUUUAUCAAGCAUUCCCCACAUCGCUGCUCAUCAGCAGUUGAAGUUCCCAAGAAGAGGAAGCUCUGUGUUAUGAGGUUGCAUGAAGUAUCAAUAUAGCAAUGUAUUCAUUUUCUAACACCUUCUGAGAUGUAUUAAAAACGCACAGUUUGUUG